This is a messenger RNA of Argiope bruennichi, 7134 nucleotides long. Its product is annotated as zinc finger protein Xfin-like. The transcript is spliced from 3 exons. Bases 1333 to 3561 code for a protein of 742 amino acids. Gene Ontology annotation, cellular component: nucleus. Gene Ontology annotation, biological process: regulation of transcription by RNA polymerase II. Gene Ontology annotation, molecular function: DNA-binding transcription factor activity, RNA polymerase II-specific; RNA polymerase II transcription regulatory region sequence-specific DNA binding; zinc ion binding. Lineage: Eukaryota; Metazoa; Arthropoda; Arachnida; Araneae; Araneidae. The record is from RefSeq and is a predicted model, not a curated record.
UGAAAUCCGUCUUCCAGUGCUGCUCCCCCCCCCCUUUCAACUUCAAAUGGGGGGUUCAAGCGUCCUCCGGUUAAUGAGUCUCGGUGCACACUAAUCUUCACUUAGGCCCAGAUUUUUAAUAGAUGGCGAUGUUUGAAUUCAACUUUUGUUCAUACUUUUGAAAUAAUUUUACUCCCUGAAGUGGUGCGAGGAGACUGACGUAUAUAGCAUGUAAAUCCUGAUAAUUUUGUAAAGGUUAUGGAACCAACCAACAGAGCAAAAAUAUUUGCAAUAGAUAAUCAAGAUUAAAUAUAUGAAGAAUGGAAGUUUGACAAUUCCUGCAUGUCAGCCAAUAUGCUUAAAGUUAAAUAUAUGUAGUUAACUCUACUUUUCAACAAGGCUUACGACCUCAUCCACUCAGUGAUGGAGAAGAAAAACUAUUAUGUUAUAUAUGCAAAGUAAGAAAAUAGUUCUCUAAAAAAUUAAAUAAAAAAAAUAUUUAUUCUAUCGAUUUUUGUAAAAUAUAUAUCAUGCGCACUAUCAGCAAGCAUAUCUAAUAGAUACUUUUGCAUAACUUCAUAGAUAUUUAUGUUUUAACAUGAUGAAAACUUUUAAUCAGAUCUUAUUUGUGUUGCAAAAGAUUUUCUAAAAAGCAUGCUUUAGCGAGGCAUAUUCUAACACUUGUGAAAGAAACGCCUAUCUGUGGAUCAUACAAUAUAAAAUAUUUUCUAAUCAAAAUACUCAAAUUUGGAAUAUAUGCAAGAUUACGAAAGGAUUCUGCAAAAUGUGUACUAAAGUCUUUUCUACGCAGGAAUAUAAAAUACCAUAAAUCUCGAUGCUUGUUAAAGAGAAACCAUUUGUUUGUAAUGUGUGCGAUAUAAUAUUUUCUCCCAAAGGAAGUUUAGACACAUUUUAGGACGCAUAUGAAAGAGAGUCCGUAUAUUUGUGGGGUUUGCAGUAAUGCGUUUUCUCAUGAAAGAAAUUUAAAGAUACAUUUAAGGACGCAUACAACAGAUAAUCCGUAUGCUUGUAAUGUGUGGGAUAACGUAUUUUCUCACGAAGGAAAUUUAAAGAUACAUUUAAGGACGCAUACGAAAGAGAAACCGUAUGUUUGUGAGGUUUGCAGUAAAGCGUUUUCUGAGCCAGGAACUUUUGAAGAAACAUUUAAGGACGCAUAAGAAAUAGAAACCGUAUGUUUGUGAGGUUUGCAGUAAAGCGUUUUCUGAGCCAUUUAAGGACGCAAACGAAAGAGAAACCGUAUGUUUGUGGCGUUUCCAGUAAGAUUCCAGUUUUCUCAACGAGGAAAUUUGAAUGUCUAUUUACUGAUGCAUAUAAAAUAGAGACCAGAAAUUUAUGAGAUAUGCAAUAAAGUAUUCUCUACGAGUACAUAUAAAGACACAUUUAAGGAUGCAUACGAAACAGAAACUAUAUAUUUGUGAGAUAUGCAAUAAAGUAUUUUCUCAAAGUGAAAAUUUAAAGCUACAUUUAAGAACGCAUACGAAAGAGAAACCAUAUAUUUGUGGGAUAUGCAAUAAAGCGUUUUCUCAACGAGGACAUUUAAAGACUCAUUUAAGGACGCAUACGAAAGAGAAACCAUAUAUUUGUGAGAUAUGCAAUAAAGCAUUUUCUCUAUGUGAAAAUUUAAAGAAACAUUUGUUGACUCAUAACAAAGAAAAACCAUAUAUUUGUGAGAUAUGCAAUAAAGCAUUUUCUCAACGAGCACAUUUGAAGACUCAUUUAAGGACGCAUACGAAAGAGAAACCAUAUAUUUGUGAGAUAUGCAAUAAAGCAUUUUCUCUACGUGAAAAUUUAAAGAGACAUUUAAGGGCGCAUACGAAAGAGAAACCACAUAUUUGUGAGAUAUGCAAGAAAGCGUUUUCUCAACGGGGAGAUUUAAAGACACAUAUAAGGACGCAUACGAAAGAGAAACCAUAUAUUUGUGAGAUAUGCAAGAAAGCGUUUUCUCGACGGGGAGUUUUAAAGACACAUAUAAGGACGCAUACGAAAGAGAAACCAUAUAUUUGUGAGAUAUGCAAUAAAGCGUUUUCUCAACGAGGACAUUUAAAGAAACAUGUAAGGACGCAUACGAAAGAGAAACCAUAUAUUUGUGAGAUAUGCAAUAAAGCGUUUUCUGAACGGGGACAUUUAAAGAGUCAUUUAAUGACGCAUACGAAAGAGACACCACAUAUUUGUGAGAUAUGCAAUAAAGCGUUUUCUCGACGGGGAACUUUAAAGACACAUUUAAGGACGCAUACCAAAGAGAAACCUUAUGUUUGUGAGACUUGCAGUAAAGCGUUUUCUCAUAAAGUAAAUUUAAAGAAACACUUACUGACGCAUACGAAAGAGACACCACAUAUUUGUGAGAUAUGCAAGAAAGCGUUUUCUCAACGGGGAGAUUUAAAGACUCAUUUAAGGACGCAUACGAAAGAGAAACCAUAUAUUUGUGAGAUAUGCAAUAAAGCAUUUUCUCUACGUGAAAAUUUAAAGAGGCAUUUAAGGGCGCGUACGAAAGAGAAACCACAUAUUUGUGAGAUAUGCAAGAAAGGGUUUUCUCAACGGGGAGAUUUAAAGACACAUAUAAGGACGCAUACGAAAGAGAAACCAUAUAUUUGUGAGAUAUGCAAGAAAGCGUUUUCUCAACGGGAAGAUUUAAAGACACAUAUAAGGACGCAUACGAAAGAGAAACCAUAUAUUUGUGAGGUAUGCAGUAAAGCAUUUUCUGUGGCAGGAAGUUUAGAGGGACAUUUAAGAACGCAUACAAAAGAGAAACCAUAUAUUUGUGAGAUAUGCAAUAAAGCGUUUUCUCAACGAGGACAUUUAAAGACUCAUUUAAGGACGCAUACGAAAGAGAAACCAUAUAUUUGUGAGAUAUGCAAUAAAGCAUUUUCUCAAUGUGAAAAUUUAAAGAGACAUUUAAGGGCGCAUACGAAAGAGAAACCACAUAUUUGUGAGAUAUGCAAGAAAGCGUUUUCUCAACGGGGAGAUUUAAAGACUCAUUUAAGGACGCAUACGAAAGAGAAACCAUAUAUUUGUGAGAUAUGCAAUAGAGCAUUUUCUCUACGUGAAAAUUUAAAGAGACAUUUAAGGGCGCAUACGAAAGAGAAACCACAUAUUUGUGAGAUAUGCAAUAGAGCAUUUUCUCUACGUGAAAAUUUAAAGACACAUAUAAGGACGCAUACGAAAGAGAAACCAUAUAUUUGUGAGAUAUGCAAGAAAGCGUUUUCUCAACGGGGAGAUUUAAAGAAACAUGUAAGGACGCAUACGAAAGAGAAACCAUAUAUUUGUGAGAUAUGCAAUAAAGCGUUUUCUCUACGAGGACAUUUAAAGAGACAUAUGAGGACGCAUACGAAAGAGAAACCGUAUGUUUGUGAGGUUUGCAGUAAAGCGUUUUCUCAACUAGGAAAUUUAAAAACACAUUUAAGGACGCACACGAAAGAGAAACCCUAUAUUUGUGAGACUUGCAGUAAAGCUUUUUCUGAGCCAGUAAAUUUAAAGAAACAUUUAAGGACGCAUACGAAAGAGGAACCGCAUUUUUGGAAUGUAUGCAAUAAGACGUUUUCUAUUGGAAACAUUUUAUAUUAAUAUUUUCUGACGCAUGCGAAAAAAAAAAGCCUCUGUGUGUAAUUUAGGAUUUACUGCAAAACAAAUGUUGCAGUUCCAUUUACCAACCGAUUCUAAAGAGUGGCUACAAAGAGUGUCUGUAGUGUUUGUGAUGGGUGUAAUAAAGUAUUUUCUGGUCGAACAUUGUAAGGAGAUAUUCAUUGAAGCAUACAAAAGGAAAAUCCUCAUGCCUGCAAAAUAUGCAACAACACGUUUUCUCUGCGAGGAAAUAUAAAAGUGCGUUUAUAGGCUUAUACGAAAUGAAAAUGAGAGAAAUAAAGCCUUUUCUAAACCGUUAAGUUUAAAGCCACAUUUACUUGCCACAUUACUAACUACAAGAAAACCCCGCAUGUUUGCGAUGUAUACAAGAAAAUUUUUUGUCGUCGGAGUAAUUAUCAAAAUAUUUUCUGAUGCAUAAUACUAAGCAACCGCAUCGCUACAAGUUGUGCUCUUAAGGUGUUUUUUUUUUUUUUUUUUUUUUUUUUACACUUUAAGGAAAUUUGAUGUUGCAUUUACUGACACAUAUGAAAAAGAAAUCUUAUAUAUGUGUGUGGAUUUUGGCCAUAAUAUUUAAUUCAAUGACGGCGUAAAUAAUAAUAUUUUGAUUUAAAGGAAACAUUAAGAAGUUUUUUGCUAGUUAAUGGAAUACAUAUAUAAAUCUCAGAAAAACGAAAGAAAGUGCAAUUGGCUCGUGCAUCGCAUGAUUAAUUUGCUUGCACGAGAAUGCAGCUUAAACUGCGACGUCAUCUUGGGAAAGCAGGAUCACCACAGUACUCCCAUAUAAGCUCUAUGAUUACCCCGCCUCCCUCUAUUAGUACAGCAGGCACUAGGAUGAGAGAUAACGAUGGGCAAUCUGGUCAUCGUUACUUCUCAUUCCUGUGGUACUAAUCGACGGCCAGAUCUUUGUUACAUAGAAUUCGGAGAGAAGUCAUUAGUCAACGGAGAAGGUUAAGGUACUGAUUGCUUUGAAGAUGGAAUUGCAGCUGAUGGGGGCGAUAUGAUUGGUGCAUGUGAUUGAUGAGAAUUUUCCGAUGAACGCAUGCUUGACACGAUCAAUGCUGAUCGUAGAUUCCUUGCCGUUCUCCUCAAUUGUGAAGGUUUUAUCAGUAUGUCUGAGUACACAGUAAGGGCCAUCAUGCGAUGCUUGCAGGGGUUUCUUAAUUGCGUCGUGGCGUACGAAACAUGAGUGCAAUACACUAUAGCUUGAUGUGUGAACACUUUUUUUAUAAUCACGAGAUGUAGCUGACGCAGAUUUGAGUUGUUCCAUCACAGUUCGUAAAUUUUGUAAAAACCCAUGAGGUUCGACGUUAAGUGAAUUGGCCUCAGAAGUUCCUCAGAUAGUUUCAGACAUUAGUUACACCAAUUCUGCUGAUGUGGGCACCGCAGAUCUUUCUUAAAUACCGUUCUGAGUCCGAGUAAAACUAGUGGAAUGGAUUCUGUCCAUUUCGCGGGUGCGUGUCAUCUGAGACUUUGUUUUAAAGAACGAGGAAAUCGCUCGAUUUAUUUGCAACGGAACUCGAGAUCGAAGUAAAAUUUAAAGAAGAAAUUUAGUUGCAUAUAUUAAAAAGAAACUAUGUAUUUGACAUUUUUUUGUUGAAGAUUUUCUAUAGUCAUUAUUGAUUACGAGUUUAAUGAAGCACACAUAACACCACUUCAUGCCUCUGCAACUAUAACCUAUUGAUUAUUAUUUAAAUAGUGUAGUGAGCAUGAAAUGGGUGAAACAUCAAAAGACGCUUCUGUUCUAUCCAUCGCUGUGACUUUCAUCCAAAUUGUUCGACGUCUGAUAUUUAUUUAUUGAAAUUUGGUAAGAGGAUUUUAAUAUUAGAUUAAAAAAAAUAGCCGAGAGCAAAGAACUGGUUAAAAUUCAAAUGGGAAAUGGCUUUGGCUUAUUAAGCAAACUAUCAAGGAGAAACUGAAAACUUAUGCUAGAUAAACAGACUUGCAAUUAGUUUGUAAUUACAAAAUUCUGAAAAAAUAAUAAUAAUAAAAUUAUUGACAAAAAAGGCUGCUAGAAAUGAGAAAAAUGGGAAAAAAAAGAAUAGGACAAAAAAAAAUACAAAUACAAAUAAAUGCUAUGCAGAAACACGAAAGUAAUAGAAUAUCAAUAUAUAUGCGUAUAAUACUAUUCUUGGAAACAGCGUUCUUUAAAUCUGAACAGGUCUUGAUCUUGUUCGAGAUGACGAAUGAUUCUCUGUAUUUUCAUCCCGGAUCCUUGGGAAGAGGCAACACUACGAAACCAAAUUCGUUCUAGUUCAGACCGUUGCCUGGUCAUUUGAAAAAGGGAUUACAUACUGUUGGAUAGUGAAUUGGAGUGGGACCAAGAUGUCCGCAAGGGCAGAAUGCAUUUGGGAUCAGAUUGAAACGGCGAAGAUGUGGGGAGAAUGGCCCAUGGAAUGUAAAGAAAAGCUUCCCUUUUCCAGUUACUUGGUUCAAGAGAGACUUUGGGGAGCAUAUUGAAUGUAGAUCGCCCCGUGUCUCCGUCUUCCGAAUCCUUUUGCCACUCUUUCGUCAUUUUCUGCUUGAAGAACGAUUUUAGGUAGGAUUUUAGUGUGACAUAAUUUAAUGUUUGAUUCCGCGGUUUCUUUCGCUAGGCUCAUAUCCCUCAUACCUAACGUGGGCUUUAAUCCAGGAAACUUUUAUUUGUCGGUGUAUGAUUAGCUUUUUUCAAAUGGCCCUCGCAACUGGAUUCGGUUUCGGGGGCCUGGCUGCGCUUGCACUGUGGCUUGGUUGUGAACUAAUAUCGUGAAGUGUUGUGGAAUAAGCAUACAAAUAAAUCAAAAUCAUGCGUUAGGGAAGUGUCUUGUUUACCUUUUUCUAGUAAUGUAGAUUUAAGAUGUCAUUUAUUGACUUUCACAGUCUAAACUUGCACUGGUUUUUUCUAGCUUUUAUCAGUUUUAGUUAUAUUAACAUCCCGUUUUAAAGUAACUCGGGAUAUUUUUUGGCAAACUCGUAAUUUGAAACCGCGGUCAGAUGACGAGGAUACGGGAGUAUGUUUGACCCUGACGGAUUUAACGUGGACCAGACAAUUUUACACAACGGUUCUUCGUUGGAAUCCGAUUUCGACCUCAACCCCAUCGGCUUCAAAGUCAAGACCUUACCACCAGUCCAUUUUACUGACACAUCAAAGAGGGAAAUAAUAUUUUUGAGAUUUAAGUAAUAAAGUAUUUCCUUUACACAUCUGAAGAUGUUUUUACUAAUGUUUGCCUAAAACUUUGACGUAUUCUGUGAAGCUUUACCUCAGAGGCCCGUUUCAGGAAGCAUUUAAUAAUGAAUGUAAAAAGUGAACUAAACGAGUGUGAAUUUUAUGUUGAAUUAUUUUCUCCGAAAGAAAAUUCUUAAAACAUAUUUACUGAGAAAUUGAAAGGAGAAUCAUUGUGAAUUUGACAUUUUUUAAAGAAUUUUCCGUGAAAAAAAAUUGAGAAUAUAUUUACUGACAUAUAUAAAAGAAAAACCGUCGAAUGUGACAUUUUUGGCUAACGUUUUUCCCUAACGAAUGAUUUGAUGAAAAUGUAUUAUUUUUAUAUUAAAUGCCACAAAAUAGGCAUUUCCAUGUUA